UGUUCGUAAUUCUUUCGCAGGAAGAUGAAUUUCACUAUAGACUGGCAAAUGAGCUUCAAAACAGCCUGCAAGAACAAUCUAAUUAUAUCAAUGCAUCAAAAAGGCCAGCAAACAUCUUCAUUUCGCCAAAAUCUUUCAGUUUCCGCCGAUUGGACCAUCACGCAACUGAUUGAACCGGUAUUGACAGUGGCACCAAAGAGCGCCAAAUGGGUGAUUUUUCUAGAAGAUCGCACCAAAGUCACGUUGGAACUUUUGGUGAAGGGGCUCGCAAAAUACAAUCCCAACCAGGAAAUUUGGAUCGGCCAUCAGUUGCAAGACGCUGAACCAUCCAUCAUUCAUCACUUUUUUUUUGACGAGAAUCCAGACAUUUUUAGGUACCCCAAUAUGGGUUCAGGCUUUGCCAUUAGUGUCCCAUUGCUGGAAAGAUUGAAAACACGCUUGGAUCAACUGAAACCUUUAGAUUUUCACAUCGAUGCGGCUCACGAAUUUAGUUUAUUCGUUCGCAAUCAAGGAAGUGGGCCCUUGAUUCAACACGAUGAACUUUUCUGCAGUAAAACCCAACCGAAUUGUGCCACAUAUCCUGCAAAGUUUCAUCCUUGUGGGGUAGCUGAUGUGGAUUCUGUGUUUUUCGCCGUCAAAACGUGUGAAAAAUUCCAUACCAAUCGAGUGAAAGCCGUUCAAAAAACCUGGUACGGGUUYGCCAAUGAGAAAGCGUUCUUUAGCGACCUGGAAGACCCCAGCAUACCAACAGUUUCGCUGAAAGUCCCCAACACCAACCAGGGACAUUGCCAGAAAACUUUGGCCAUUCUUCAAUAUUCUGUGAAGGAAUUUGAAAAAAAACCCAAACUGCAAUGGCUUGUUCUGGUAGACGACGAUACCAUCUUGAGCGUUGCAAGGAUAACCAAGUUGAAGACAUGUUUCGAAAAGGGAGGUUUGCCCAUGAUUUUGGGAGAACGGUACCGAUUUGGGCCUCAAGGCUUUGACUAUCCGACUGGUGGGGCUGGCACUUUGAUCAACAGGAGAGCAUUAAAAAUUCUGGCGAAGAAAUGCAGCUGUCCCCGACCGGACGCCCCUGAUGACAUGGUAUUGGGCAAGUGCAUCCAGGAUUUCCAGAUAGUUUUCGUCCAUGUACCACAAAUGCAUCAGGCACGACCGCAGGAUUAUGCGCCGGAUCGUCUAGCCACUGAUGAUGCCGUCACUUUCCACAAACACUGGAUGAUCGAUCCAGUUCAAGUGUACCAAAGGUGGUUUUUAGCGGAGGAUCAGCAGCUUCAGGGAUCGAUCAUGGAAGAAACCCAAGCAGACGUUGUAACUGAAAACAUCUCCGAAGCUGCCGAUUCACUCUUUAGCAUGUUCGACAUCGUGCUGCUGGCGAUCAUAAUUGGGGCCGCAAGCUGGUGGUUGGUCAAGAGGAACAACAGAUCAAUCGACUCGCUCUCCAACAUCAAAUCCUACUCCAUUCAGCCUACAUCUAUUGUGAUUCAGAGCCCCACCGAUAACUCGUUCGUUAAGAAGUUGCAAUCUUCCGGAAGGAGUUUGGUGGUGUUCUACGGUAGUCAGACAGGCACAGGGGAGGAGUUUGCUGGACGCUUGGCCAAAGAGGGCGUCAGAUAUAGGCUGAAAGGAAUGGUAGCUGACCCGGAGGAAUGCGAUAUGGAGGAACUGGUCAAUCUUAAAAACAUCCCCAACUCAUUGGCAGUCUUCUGUAUGGCAACUUACGGAGAAGGUGACCCCACAGACAAUGCCAUGGAAUUCUACGAGUGGCUCCAGAAUGGAGAUGCUGAUUUAACAGGACUCAACUAUGCUAUUUUCGGCUUGGGCAACAAGACCUACGAACAUUACAAUGAAGUGGCGAUUUACCUGGACAAGAGGCUGGAAGAAUUGGGCGCAACGCGCGUUUAUGAGCUGGGAUUGGGAGACGACGAUGCCAACAUUGAGGAUGAUUUUAUCACAUGGAAAGACAAAUUCUGGCCAGUCGUUUGCGACUUUUUCGGCAUUGAAUCAACUGGCGAAGACAUCAGCAUGCGCCAGUACCGAGUUGAAGAAUACGAAGAUGCUCCUGACAGGGUUUUCUCUGGUGAAAUGGCCCGAUUGCACUCGUUGAAGAACCAAAGACCACCGUACGACGCAAAGAACCCCUACUUGUCCAAGAUCCUGAUCAAUCGCGAACUGUUCAAAGGAGGCGAGAGACAUUGCAUGCAUCUGGAAUUUGAUAUUGAAGACUCGAAGAUGCGCUACGAAUCCGGAGAUCAUUUGGCCGUUUACCCGAUUAACAACACUGAACUAGUUGAGAAGAUUGGAAAGCUGUGCGAAAAAAGUCUGGACACGAUAUUCUCGCUGAUCAACACCGACGAAGAAUCCAGCAAGAAACACCCGUUCCCGUGUCCAUGCAGUUACAGGACCGCGUUGACUCACUAUUUGGACAUCACGCAAAAUCCCCGCACUCACGUUUUGAAAGAGCUGGCGGAAUACUGCUCAGACCCCGCUGAAAAGGAGAAAUUGAAGCUGAUGGCCAGUACAAGCCCUGAAGGAAAAGCGCUAUACCAGAAGUGGAUCAACGAAGACAAUCGCAACAUUGUUCACAUCCUAGAAGACUUACCCUCGUGUAAACCCGCCCUGGACCAUCUCUGCGAGUUGCUGCCAAGACUUCAGCCUCGCUAUUACUCCAUCUCUUCCUCCCCCAAAGAGCAUCCGAACACUGUUCAUGUCACAGCGGUUCUUGUAGAGUAUCAAACGCCCACAGGACGCGUAAAUAAAGGCGUCGCCACCACAUGGCUAAGAGAAAAAAUCCCAUCCCCUGAUAGUGCCACGCCGUUGACGGUCCCCAUUUUCAUCAGGAAGUCACAGUUUAGGCUUCCAACUAAACCGCAAGUUCCAAUUAUUAUGGUAGGACCCGGUACAGGAGUGGCGCCUUUCAGAGGAUUCAUUCAGGAGAGGAACUUCACGAAAGUGGAAGGCAAACAGGUGGGCCAAACCGUGCUUUACUUCGGGUGCAGAAAGAAGGAUGAAGACUUCCUUUACCAAGAGGAGUUCUUGAAAUAUCAGGAAAAUGGACUACUGACACUGAACGUUGCCUUCUCGAGGGAACAGGCACAGAAGGUCUACGUAACGCAUCUGGUGGAAAAGGAUGCAGAUACGAUUUGGAACAUCUUUGAGAAUGGCGGUCACUUGUACAUUUGCGGGGAUGCAAAAUCAAUGGCCGUGGACGUACGUAACAUAAUACUGAAAAUCAUUCAAGAAAAGGGCAGUCUUACCGAAGAACAAGCGCAAGUCUACUAUAAGAAAAUGGAAACGCAAAAACGCAUCUCGAUGGAUGUCUGGAGUUAAAGCAGAAGCCUCAAGAUACGUUUUUUAGACGGUUUGAUAAUUAGGAGUCGCGGGAAAUUUCGCGACUCGGGCAGCUGUGAGUGAGUGGUAUUUCCGUGAUAAUGGAAAUGUUCUCAAGUGAACUGCACACUAGUCUGCGCUCGCAGAACCGCAGUUUUUAUUUAUUAAAUAGUGUUAGGAAUUUUUAUAAGUAAAAACAUUGACACUUGUUUGCCGUUAUUUGGUCUAGAAUUCGAUUUGCCAUUUUGCUCCCAACAAAGGACAAAAAGCUUCAGAUAAUUAGGAAAAUUGGCUGUACAUAAAUUAGCUUAAGAAAUUGAUAACUGACAAACAGUGCCUAGUUGAUACUUGAACAAUUGGCUCUCAUUAUGGUGCUAAUUUUCGGGGCGUAUAUUUUUGUUAUUCGGAAGCUUGAUUUGCCAAUUAUCGCAAAGGUUACUGGCAUUUAGUAUUGAGAUAAUAUUUUACAAUGAGUGCCUUGUAAAGACACCCUCUAAUCUCUCAGAUAUGUGAGAAAGAUUAUUACUCUUUUUCGAGUUAAAGGACGUUCCAGUUGGAGUUUGGUAUUGAAAAACGCUUCCAGAUACUUCAGUCAUUCGAACGCUCCACAGAUAUAUUUGUUCUAUUUUCGUAGUCAAUUUUUCAACCCGUGAUGUGUAUGUAUUUAUUUUAUUUUUGUUAAGUAUAUGUAUUGUUUUAGAAUAUAUUGUAUCACGUCUUUUUCCAAUAAAUUGUAACAAAUAAA
This is a messenger RNA of Dendroctonus ponderosae (mountain pine beetle), 4072 nucleotides long. RefSeq names its product NADPH--cytochrome P450 reductase (gene Cpr). Gene Ontology annotation, cellular component: membrane; cytosol. Bases 25 to 3327 code for a protein of 1100 amino acids. The record is from RefSeq and is a predicted model, not a curated record. Gene Ontology annotation, molecular function: NADPH-hemoprotein reductase activity; flavin adenine dinucleotide binding; FMN binding. The transcript is spliced from 19 exons. Gene Ontology annotation, biological process: response to hormone. NCBI's taxonomy places the organism in Eukaryota, Metazoa, Arthropoda, Insecta, Coleoptera, Curculionidae.